CCUCCCAAGUCAUCAUUAUGUUUAUCAUCCGACGGCAGCGUCACCUUACAUUACCACUGGACCUAGUAUAUUGUUACCUCAACCUCAACCUGCAGCACCAGCGCCAAUCACAACGACACACUUUUUUGAUUAUCCGCCAGUAGGUUUUCCGGGUCAGUUUGCCAAUGGAGCUGAGCCCGGUGCAGCCAACUUUGCUGGUCUCAGUCCUCAUCAUCACCAUCAUCAUCAUCAUGCACACCAUCCAGGAACUACAGCUGCCCUUGGCACUGCAGCAUUAGUUGCAGCAGCCGCAUCAACAGCAGCCAAUCCACAACAAAUAAACUCGCGACCAGGAGCUAAUGGUGCAACCAUCGAAGUGGUUCAAGAAAAAGAACAACCUGCGCGUAGCAAGGAUGUUGGUCGUGAUACAGAGCAGCAGAGCGGCAAUAUUCAAGAGUCUCCAGCCACAGAUGCAAAUACACAAACUAAACGGGCUAGAGGUAGGCCAAAAAAGGUUGCUCCAGCUAAUGGUACAAUCAUCGAAAAGGUUAAGGUUCCAGAGAACGAAAAAUCACAUUCAGCAAGUAGUAAGGAUGUUGGUCGUGAUACAGAGUAA
Tetranychus urticae (two-spotted spider mite) is the source of this 595-nucleotide messenger RNA. The record is from RefSeq and is a predicted model, not a curated record. Lineage: Eukaryota; Metazoa; Arthropoda; Arachnida; Trombidiformes; Tetranychidae.